This is a messenger RNA of Salarias fasciatus (jewelled blenny), 5079 nucleotides long. RefSeq names its product plasma membrane calcium-transporting ATPase 2. Bases 993 to 4766 code for a protein of 1257 amino acids. NCBI's taxonomy places the organism in Eukaryota, Metazoa, Chordata, Actinopteri, Blenniiformes, Blenniidae. Gene Ontology annotation, biological process: regulation of cytosolic calcium ion concentration; calcium ion transmembrane transport. The transcript is spliced from 22 exons. The record is from RefSeq and is a predicted model, not a curated record. Gene Ontology annotation, cellular component: postsynaptic density membrane; intracellular membrane-bounded organelle; plasma membrane. Gene Ontology annotation, molecular function: ATP binding; PDZ domain binding; P-type calcium transporter activity.
CUGUCGUCAGAGCAGCCCCAGCCUCCCACCCGCACACACCUCCUCUCCGCUCUGCACCAGAAAGGACCGCUUUCUGCUCUGUCUCUUUCCUAUCUCUCUCUCUCUCUCUCUCUCUCUCUCUCUCUUUCUGUCAGUCUGGGUGUCCUCAGAAUGAGGUUAGCAGCAGCAGUAGAAGAUAGAGACAGCAGAGGCAGAGUUACUGCAGCAGCCCGGAGAGGCUGUCCUUCAGCCGUGCACCGUCUGCAGCUGCAUUCAGCCCUGUCCUGAGGAGGCAUCGCUCAUCCCUGUGCUCUCCUUCUGUGUCUCUCCCUGCUCCUCCCUCACCUUCUGUCCUCUCUGAAUUCAUCUCUUGAAUUCGCCUUGCUCUCUCUCUCUCUCUCUCUCUCUCUCUCUCUCUCUCUCUCUCUCUCUCUCCUCCUCUCUCUCUCUCUGUAGCAGUGAUGGGGAAGACCACCAUGUAGAGACAGAGAGGCAGCGGAGGCAACAGCAGACUAGCAGCAAUGGGAAGCCACACAUGGAGCGGGUCUGGACUGCAGCCGUGGUGAGCCUGAGACCGACAGGACUUGCAACCACCGUCAUUGCCCUCCUCAGGAGCUGACCACCGGGGCUGUCCAACGCUUACCUGGAUGCUCCCCACUUGUGUUCUGUCAUCCCCUCCUCUCCUCCUUCUCUGCUGCUCUCUAUGCUCUUCUUCUGUUUCUCCUCUUUGAUGGUUUUCGGUCGGCUGAAGUCUGUCUCUCCUGAAGCAGAGAAGCAGCUCAUCAGUUUAUCUCCUUGGAUUUUUUCUCCUUCUUGAUCUGUCUACUCACCUGCAAGAGGUUUUCUUUUUUUCCCCCUCCUCUCCUUUUGGUCGCCGUUGCCUGCUCGAUACCUAUUUUGGAUUUUUUUUUCUUUUUCUUUUUGGAUGAGACUGAGCUCUGUUUUGCAAGCUUUUUUGUUCGAUCUAUAAGCAAUAAGAAACACUAAUCUAACUGACUUGAGAAGCUGACAUCAUGGGGGACAUGACGAACAGCGAUUUUUAUGCCAAGAACCAAAGAAACGAGGGCAACCAUGCGGCGGGCUUCGGCUGCUCGCUCAUGGAGCUGCGCUCGCUCAUGGAGCUGCGCGGCUCGGAGGCGGUGGUCAAGCUCCAGGAGGACUACGGGGGAGUGGAGGGACUGUGCAAACGACUGAAAACCUCACCCACAGAAGGUCUCGCAGGUGCCCAGCCUGACCUUGACAAGAGAAAAGAACUGUAUGGUAGAAACCUGAUACCUCCAAAAAAGCCAAAAACCUUUCUGCAGCUGGUAUGGGAGGCCCUGCAGGACGUCACCCUCAUCAUCCUGGAGAUCGCUGCCCUGAUCUCUCUCGGCCUCUCGUUCUAUCACCCUCCGGGACAGGCCAGCGGAGAGUCCUGUGGCACGGCGGCCGGCGGAGUGGAAGACGAAGGCGAGGCCGACGCCGGCUGGAUCGAGGGCGCCGCCAUCCUGUUGUCUGUAGUGUGCGUGGUGCUGGUGACGGCCUUCAACGACUGGUCCAAGGAGAAGCAGUUCCGCGGGCUGCAGAGCCGCAUCGAGCAGGAGCAGAAGUUCCAGGUGGUGCGCGGCAGCCAGGUCAUACAGCUUCCUGUGUCCGACAUACUGGUGGGGGACAUCGCACAGAUCAAAUAUGGUGAUCUGCUUCCUGCGGACGGCGUGUUGAUUCAGGGUAAUGACCUGAAGAUUGAUGAGUCCUCACUGACUGGAGAGUCCGACCACGUCAAGAAGUCUGCAGACAAAGACCCCAUGCUGUUGUCCGGGACCCAUGUAAUGGAGGGGUCCGGGCGCAUGGUGGUGACGGCCGUCGGCGUGAACUCUCAGACUGGAAUCAUCUUCACCCUGCUGGGCGCCGGCGUGGAGGAGGAGGAGAAGAAAGAAAAGAAAGGAGGGGCAGUGGAAGACGGACACCAGAAUACAGACUGCUCCCAUCCCCCUAUCCACCCCAUCGCCACUAUAGCCACGGAUGGGGCUGCAGGCAUUAAUGCCCCUGGCAGUGCCAGCCUAAUUAAUGGUAAAAUGCAAGAUGGCAAUAUGGAGAGCAACCAGAUUAAAGUGAAGAAGCAGGACGGUGCAGCUGCCAUGGAGAUGCAGCCUCUAAAGAGCGCUGAAGGCGGAGAAGCCGACGACAAAGAGAGAAAGAAGGUUUCCGUUUCCAAGAAGGAGAAGUCCGUCCUGCAGGGGAAGCUGACCAAACUGGCUGUCCAGAUUGGCAAAGCAGGUUUGCUCAUGUCGGCCAUCACGGUCAUCAUCCUCGUCCUCUACUUCGCCAUCGACAACUUUGUGAUGCAGAAGCGCCCUUGGAUGCCGGAGUGCACUCCCAUUUACAUCCAGUACUUUGUCAAGUUCUUUAUCAUCGGUGUGACUGUGCUGGUGGUGGCGGUCCCCGAGGGGCUGCCGCUGGCUGUCACCAUCUCCCUGGCGUAUUCUGUCAAGAAAAUGAUGAAAGACAACAACCUGGUGCGUCACCUGGAUGCGUGUGAAACCAUGGGCAACGCCACCGCCAUCUGCUCCGACAAGACAGGCACGCUAACCACCAACCGCAUGACGGCCGUGCAGUGUUACGUCGGGGACGUGCACUACAAAGAAAUCCCAGAUCCCGGAGCUUUGCCACCCAAAUCACUGGAGUUACUGGUCAACGCCAUCUCAAUCAACAGCGCCUACACCACCAAGAUACUGCCACCGGACAAGGAAGGCGGCCUGCCGAAGCAAGUGGGCAACAAGACGGAGUGCGGCCUGCUGGGAUUGGUGCUGGACCUGAAGCGGGAUUACCAGCCGAUACGGAACCAGAUCCCCGAGGAGAAGCUUUACAAAGUCUACACCUUCAACUCGGUCAGGAAGUCCAUGAGCACCGUCAUCAAACUUCCCGACGGCAGCUUCCGCAUGUACAGCAAGGGAGCCUCCGAGAUCGUCCUGAAAAAAUGCAACCAUAUCCUGAGCGAGGUGGGCGAGCCCCGGGUUUUCCGUCCGCGAGACAAGGAUGAGAUGGUGAAAAAGGUGAUCGAGCCCAUGGCGUGCGACGGCCUGAGGACCAUCUGUGUGGCGUACCGUGAUUUUCCCAGCGAUCCCGAACCCAACUGGGACGAUGAGAACAACAUCCUCAACGACCUCGUGGCCAUCUGCGUGGUCGGGAUAGAGGACCCAGUCAGGCCAGAGGUGCCAGAUGCCAUUCAGAAGUGCCAGCGCGCCGGCAUCACGGUGCGCAUGGUGACCGGAGACAACAUCAACACAGCCAGGGCUAUAGCCAUCAAGUGUGGCAUCAUCCACCCCGGGGAGGACUUCCUCUGCAUCGACGGCAAGGAGUUCAACAGGAGGAUCCGCAACGAGAAAGGAGAGGUGGAACAGGAGCGUAUUGACAAGGUUUGGCCCAAACUUCGAGUCUUGGCCAGAUCGUCCCCCACCGACAAACACACACUGGUCAAAGGUAUUAUUGACAGCACUAUGGCCGACCAGAGGCAGGUGGUGGCUGUGACGGGAGACGGGACCAAUGACGGGCCCGCUCUGAAGAAAGCCGACGUCGGGUUUGCCAUGGGUAUUGCCGGUACAGAUGUGGCCAAGGAGGCGUCAGACAUCAUUCUGACUGACGACAACUUCAGCAGCAUCGUGAAGGCAGUCAUGUGGGGCCGAAACGUCUACGACAGCAUCUCCAAGUUCCUUCAGUUCCAGCUCACUGUCAAUGUUGUGGCUGUCAUCGUGGCUUUCACUGGCGCCUGCAUCACACAGGACUCUCCCCUGAAAGCCGUGCAGAUGCUGUGGGUGAACCUCAUCAUGGAUACUUUUGCAUCCCUGGCUCUGGCGACUGAGCCUCCCACAGAGUCUCUGCUAAAAAGGAAGCCAUACGGUCGCAAUAAGCCUCUUAUCUCCAGCACCAUGACAAAGAACAUCCUCGGACACGGAGUCUAUCAGCUCGUUAUCAUCUUCACGCUCCUCUUUGCUGGUGAAAAAAUCUUUGACAUUGACAGCGGGCGCAACGCUCCUCUGCACUCUCCUCCCUCUGAGCACUACACCAUCAUCUUCAACACUUUCGUCAUGAUGCAGCUGUUUAAUGAGAUAAAUGCCCGCAAAAUCCAUGGAGAGAGGAAUGUGUUUGAUGGGAUCUUCAGGAAUCCCAUCUUCUGCUCCAUUGUUUUUGGCACGUUUGCUGUACAGAUCGUGAUUGUGCAAUUUGGAGGAAAACCAUUCAGCUGUCAACCUCUGGACCUGGAAAAGUGGAUGUGGUGUGUUUUCCUCGGGCUGGGAGAACUUGUUUGGGGACAGGUGAUCGCCACCAUUCCCAACAGCAGGUUGCGUUUCCUGCGGCGGGCGGGCCAGUUAACGCAGAAGGACGAGCUGCCAGAGGAGGACGUUAAUGAGGAGAAUGAGGAGAUCGACCACGCAGAGAGGGAGCUGAGGAGAGGGCAGAUUCUCUGGUUCAGAGGACUCAAUCGCAUUCAGACUCAGAUCCGAGUUGUGAAUGCAUUCCGUAGCUCCCUCUAUGAAGGCCUGGAAAAACCAGACUCCAGAACAUCCAUCCACAACUUCAUGACACACCCCGAGUUUAGGAUAGAAGACUCCACGCCCAACAUCCCCCUCAUUGACGACACGGACGAUGACUCCGCGCGGAAGAGGAGGAAGUACUCCAGCCAGCCGUCGUCCCCCAACAAGAACAACAACGCCAUCGACAGUGGCAUCAACCUCACCAUCGACACCAGUAAAUCCGCCGCUUCCUCCAGCCCCGCCAGCCCUCUGCACAGCUUGGAGACCAGCCUCUAACGCUGAUCCCGAACUCGGUUCUCGCCGCCCUCUGACGUGUGGCGUCCUCGCAGCGUCCCGAGGACCGCCUCCUGCCCGACUCCUCCAGACCUUUAACUGCAACCAUGCACCUUGACGACCCCGUAACUGUCCCCACCCUUCCCCACCCAAGUCCCCUUCAAAAAAAGAAGAAAAAAAAGAAACCCCAUCUCCAUCACCAACACAGGGCAGGUCCUGUGGGAAAACAACCCCCCUUAUAGCUCUCUGCUCCGUUCACAAAGGAGAAAAUCUAAGUAAUAUGGCAACGUGAAAAGAAAUACAAACUAACAUACAA